Messenger RNA from Megalops cyprinoides (Indo-Pacific tarpon), 3220 nucleotides. It is a transcript of the gene nsmaf, whose product is annotated as neutral sphingomyelinase (N-SMase) activation associated factor. Gene Ontology annotation, molecular function: protein binding. Lineage: Eukaryota; Metazoa; Chordata; Actinopteri; Elopiformes; Megalopidae. The coding region runs from base 271 to 3015 and encodes 914 amino acids. The record is from RefSeq and is a predicted model, not a curated record. The transcript has 31 exons.
CAUCACGCACUGCAACCAAGCAAGACUCAGCCUUUGCACAAAGCUGUUAUUCGCGGAUACGGCGUUAUUUAGUGGUUAAUGUGUAACCGUUCAGUUGAAAAUCGGCACUAUGCUACCCCACCACUAACGUUGACGCACUGUAUGAUCUCAGCUAGCGAAUAACAAGAUGUAUUGCCUUGCCUGCCCUCGAGCCUCUAGGUUUCACUGACAAUUUCCUUGUUUACACUGCACAUCCUACUCUUACCUCACAAAUGCUACGGGCUGUGUGCAAUGGCUUUUAUAAAGAAGAAAGAACGAUCCAAAGAGAGGUUUUCGCUGUUGUUACUUGACUUGGAGGAAUACUAUUUUGAGCAGUACACAGCGUAUCAGUUGGUCAGCGCUAGCACAGCCCAGAAAAGAAAAACAAGAGGCUCUCUGAAGAUCUGUUCUAAAUCCGUCAUUUUUGAGCCUGAAACACUUGCUGAACCUAUUUUAAAGAUACCACUUAGAGACUGCAAAGGAAUUGAGGCGGUUGAGGAAAAUGACCGUAAUCCUUUCAAUGAAGCUAAGCCCGCUGGGCUUUCCAUUGCAUGUCAACAGGUUUAUCUUAUCAAAGAGAGCAACAUUGUUGGCCCUUAUAGGAUUGAGAGGGGGGACAGAAACUUUUUGUUCCAACUUGAAGUUUCAACGAAGACAGAAGAUGUUGUUCAAACGUUGCUCCAGCUUCACAGAGCAUCCUGUCUUGACAAGCUGGGAGACCAGACUGCAAUGAUUGCUGCCAAUCUGCAGUCAAGGUUGGCUAGAACCACAUUUGACAAGAACAGUUUCCAGAGUGUUUCUGAAAAACCUCACAUGGAAUGUGAAGCUGAGAUGGUGACACCCCUGGUGACCAAUCCAGGUCAUGUGUGCAUAACUGACCAAAGCCUCUACUUUCAGCCUCUCAGUGGCUAUCCUGAAUCAGUGGUACAAAUUGUGCUUCACAAUGUGAGGCGAAUCUAUAAGAGAAGACACGGUCUGAGACCGCUGGGACUUGAAGUCUUCUGCACUGAAAAUGACCUCUGCUCGGAUAUAUAUUUGAAGUUCUACAACACCAAAGACAGAGAUGAACUGUAUUACUACAUUGCUACCUUUCUGGAGAACCAUGUGGCGGAGCACACGGCCGAGAGCUACAUGCUCCAGUGGCAGCGCGGUCACAUAAGCAACUAUCAGUACCUGCUGCACCUCAACAACCUGGCGGACCGCAGCUGCAACGACCUGUCACAGUACCCGGUCUUCCCCUGGGUCAUCGCUGACUACAGCAGCACAGAGCUGGACUUGAUGAACGCUGCAAGUUUCCGGGACCUCGGCAAGCCGGUGGGGGCAUUGAAUAAAGAGCGGCUGGAGCGUCUGCUGGCCCGUUACAGAGACAUGCCUGACCCAAAGUUCAUGUAUGGGAGCCACUAUUCUUCCCCGGGCUACGUGCUCUUCUACCUGGUUAGAGUGGCCCCAGAGUACAUGCUCUGCCUACAGAAUGGACGCUACGACCAUGCAGACAGAAUGUUCAAUAGCAUAGCUGAAACUUGGAAAAACUGCUUGGAAGGUGCAACUGACUUCAAGGAGUUAAUUCCAGAGUUUUACGGGUCUGACCCCACCUUUUUGGAGAACAGUCUGAAUCUGAAUCUGGGGAAGCGACAGGGUGGAAAAAUGGUGGGAGAUGUAGUCCUGCCUCCCUGGGCCUCAGAUGCAAGUGAAUUUCUUCAGAAGAGUCAGAAAGCUUUGGAGAGCCAGUACGUGUCUGAGCACUUACACGAGUGGAUCGACCUGAUCUUCGGGUACAAACAGAGGGGCAGCGAGGCAGUCGCGGCUCACAACGUAUUUCAUCCGCUGACAUAUGAAGGAGGCAUCGACUGUGACAGUAUCGAAGAUCCGGAUCAGAAAAUCGCGAUGCUCACCCAAAUACUGGAAUUUGGACAGACCCCAAAGCAGCUGUUCACCACGCCGCACCCGCAGAGAAUCACGCCCAGAUUCCAGAGCAUGUCACGCACUCCCAGUCAGAACGCCUCUCUCAACGAGCUGUCCCCAGCCUCGACCAGCGAGGACUCCUCUUUCGAAGACCUGACGGAAGAGAGCAAGAAGCUCGCCUGGAGCAACAUGACCAAGCUGAAGCUGGUGUCCAGCCAUAAAAUCCAUAAAGAGGCUGUUACUGGGAUAGCAGUGACCCGAAGUGGAUCCUCCGUUUUCACAACAUCACAAGAUUCCACACUGAAGAUGUUUUCCAAAGAGUCCUGCGCACUGCAGAGAAGCAUGUCCUUCUCCAACAUGGCCCUGUCGUCCUGCGUAAUGCUGCCGGAAGAUGCCACUGUGGUGUGCUCCUCCUGGGACAACAACGUGUAUUUCUACUCGAUAGCGUACGGAAGGCGGCAGGACACCCUCAUGGGACAUGACGAUGCCAUCAGUAAAAUGUGCUGGCGAGACAAUCGGCUCUACACAGCCUCCUGGGACUCUACAGUGAAGGUGUGGAAAUGUGUUUCUGCUGACAUCUCAAGUAACAAAAGGAGCCAGUUUGAGCUGCUGGCUGAGUUUGAGCACGAUGCUGGGGUGAACACAAUCAAUCUCAACCAGGCAGGAACCCUUUUGGUAUCUGGGUCAAAGGAAGGGACUGUCAGCAUAUGGGACACCACCAACUUUAUGCUAUUACAUCAAGUGCAGUGCCAUUCAGGGACAAUCCAUGACAUUGCUUUCAGUCCUGACAGCAGACACGUCCUGAGCGCAGGAGAGGACCGCACACUGAAAGUGGUGGAUGUGCAGACGGGCAUGCUCGCCUCGACCGUGACGGCCGAGGAGCAGCAGAGGUGUUUCUGCUGGGACGGCAACACCGUGCUGUCAGGCGACCAGUCCGGAAACCUGCUUGUCUGGGACCUCAUGGCUGCGAAGGUCACGCAGAAAAUCCCUGGCCAUUCAGGAGCUGUUACAGCCAUGUGGAUGAAUGAGCAGUGCAGCAGUAUUAUUACAGGGGCGGAAGAUAAGCAGAUUAUUUUCUGGAAACCUCAGUACUGAUACACUCUGAAGUGCCUUUUCUCCCCUGCUCAUCGUUCCGAAAGGAUUUUCCACUGUUUCAAAAUAUAUCACGGACUUACUUAAUACUGUGUACUAACUGUUUGGUCCAAAUUCAAUAUGGGACUGCUGUAUAUCCGUUGCAAUCAUAUCAUUUUGGAGAUUUUUUUUUUUUUUUUUAAUGUCGGCACAAUAAUAAAUAUGUCUC